CCGCACCUCCGCUCGCAAAAGGAACACGAGCUCCAGCGCCGACACCGCCGCGCCGUGCUCCGCACCGCACCGCUCCCGCUCCCGCCCCUCCUCCCAACCCCGGCGCUGCGCACCACUCACAGCCGAUCUCCCCCUCCUCUCCAUCCCUUCGGAGCCGGCGGCGGACGAAGAGCUCUGCAAGCGAAUCCAGCGAAGAGAACGUGUGGAAGCUCUGCGAGUACAUCAGGAGCCAGGAUCGCUACCCUCUGGAAGAGUUCUGUGCUGUUUUCAUAUCCAGCGAUAGGAGGAUGGUGAGCGGUCGCGGUCUGAAUGCGGCCGAGGCCGUGAAUCCCCGCCUGGGUGCUCCCCCGCACCCUUACACCGCAGCCUUGAAGCCACUGCCCAGCGCAGUGGAGAUGUGACCCCUGGCAUUCCAACCCCUGGCUGCCCUGGGGGGACGUGGCCCUACGGCCCUUCAGAAUCCAGGAUCAGAUUCCACUCUGGAAACAGAAAUCAGGGCAUGGAGAUGAACCUGUUGUCUGGCUUUUGUAGACACGGGCGGAGCUGAGGCCACGCUGAGGAGAGCGACGCAAGCGGGCGGCCCAGCAGCGCCCUGCACGUUGCCAUGGCUGCGCGGGGCGUCCUGUAAUGGCGGCGGCGGGAGCUGCGGGCAGCCAUGGUGCGGAUCACUGAAGAUCUUGUUAGAAGACGUGCAGAACAUAAUAACUGUGAAAUUUUUUCACUGGAAGAAAUCUCUUUACAUCAGCAAGAAAUAGAAAAAUUAGAAUACCUUGACAAAUGGUGUCGGGAUUUGAAAAUUCUCUAUCUUCAGAAUAACCUAAUUCCAAAAAUUGAAAAUGUGGGCAGGUUAAAGAAGUUAGAAUAUUUAAAUGUUGCAUUGAACAAUAUUGAAAGAAUUGAAAAUUUGGAAGGCUGUGAAGAACUGAAGAAGCUUGACUUGACAGCAAAUUUCAUUGGUGAACUGUCCAGUGUCAAAACCCUAAAAUAUAACAUACAUUUGAAGGAACUGUUUCUAGUGGGUAACCCAUGCACUGAAUUUGAAGGUUACAGACAAUUUGUGGUGGCAACACUUCAUCAAUUAAAAUAUUUGGAUAGUAAAGAAAUAGAACGUUCGGAGAGAAUUCAAGCACUUCAGUACUAUCCAGAAGUGAAACAGAAAAUCAGAGAACAGGAACAAGCUUACCUUCUCAAAAGAGCCAAAGAAAAAGAAGAGGCUCAAAGAAAGAUGCAUGAAAGAAAGGAUAGGAAAGAAAAACAAAUGGAAGCUGAGCUUGGACUUGACAGCCCAGACUCCCUACAAUACAAAGAAAAUCAUCAGACAGAAGGAGAACAACAAAUGUGGAGAACAGCUGAAGAUGAUGAAGAAGACAGAAGAUUUUGGGAGGAGCCAACACCAUAUACUCCAGAAUCUAGAUUAGAAACUCACAGAUAUAUUGAAGAAAAAAGGAAAGCUAGAGACAGUAUAAGAGGGUCAAAAACAAGAGAGAAGCCUCUUCCAAAAUUGGUCACUGCAGAAGGAAAAGUUCUGAAUGUCAAUAUGCCUAAGCUUCAUUUCUCUUUGAAAGAUGAUGAAGAAAACAAUCAGUUCAUCUUGGAUCUUGCUGUUUACAGACAUCUGGACACUUCUCUGCUUGAUAUCGAUGUCCAGCCAACUUAUAUACGAGUACUGGUGAAAGGAAAGACAUUCCAACUAGUGCUCCCUGAGGAAGUCAAGCCAGAUAGCAGCUCUGCUAAAAGAUCACAAACAACUGGUCAUUUAGUUGUCAGCAUGCCAAAGGUUAAAGAAAUAAUCCUGGCUAAGCAAAAAUCAUCAACUUCAGUCAAACCUUCUGACAGCAACACGAUGUACAAAAAAAGUACAAGAAGCAAACCAGUUGAGAAAUUAGAAGUGGAUCCUGACAAAUAUUCAUUCCCAGAUGUGACAAAGAUAAUCCCAGAAAAGGAACAAAUUGGACGAGGACCUAUUAAGCUACAGCCAGAGAAGAUUACAGAGACAGUGAAAAGCAAUGUUGAUUUUGAAAAUAAUGAAGAAGUACCUCCCUUAAUUUGAAAGAUUCUUUAUUAGUUUCUCUGUUUGUAGUCUGUAUACCUGAGUUGUUUUCAUGAUCUGAUGCGUAGAGUAAGUAUUAUCUGGCUGAAGCUGGAAAUGUCAUUACAGUUCUUGCCAUAAACUUUGUUGUACUUCUGUAUUCUGGUGUAUUUUCUGUAAGUAUAUUGCUUAUAUAAUUUUUUUCUUUUCUAGGUUGUUUACUCUGUAAAGCCCAAAUGAGAAUGGGGGUCAAAGAGUCACAUAUUGUCAGGUUUUUUUUUUCUGAAGAAUUACUGUUUAGCUUAAAAGGGCAGCAAGGCUUGUGAAGGACUUGGAGAAUAUGGCCUGUGAGGAGAAACUGAAGGAACUGGGGCUGUUUAGUCUGGGGAAAAGAAGGCUGAGGGGAAACCUUAUUGCUCUCUUCCAAUAUCUGAAAGGUGCUUACAGCGAGAGCAGGGCUGGUCUCUUCUCAGUGGUGACAGGACGAGGGGAAAUGGCCUCAAGUUGCACCAGGGUAAGUUUAGGUUGGAUAUCAGGAAAAACUUCUUUACAGAAAGGGUUGUUAAGCACUGGAAUAGUCUCCUCAGGGAGGUGGUUGAGUCACCAUCCCUGGAUGUGUUUAAAAACCGUCUGGAUGUGGUGCUCAGGGACAUGAUCUAGUGGAGGGCUGUUAGAGUUAGGGUAGGAUGGUUAGCUUGUGGUUGGACUCAAUGAUCUUUAAGGUCUUUUCCAGCCUGAGUGAUUCUAUAAUUCUGUGGAUUAUUAUUGAAAAAGAAAAGAGAAGGAAGGAAAAACAAGACAAGAAUUAUGUUUAUUCUGACUGAACUAAAGAUAGUAGAAAAAUCUGUGUAUUCUUCCAGUGCUUUCAUUUUCAUGAAGAACAGCACUAAAAGAAUGUGAUGUAUUCUGGGAGUGAGAGACAUUGCUUUACUCUGCCAUAUGUGAAUUUCCCAGCAUAAUACAGAGCUCCUACAUUCUGGAGUUGGUAUACUGGUGCCACUCCUUGAAAAUGUUGGAAGAGAAGGUAUCUCAGACACGUGGCACUGUGGGGGAGAUGAGAGAAAACAGUAAGAUUUCUUGUUCCUCUAAAUGCAGCUGCUUUGAACUGUUCCAGAUUUUUCAGGCAGGCAUCCUUUAAAAUAUCAAGGCUAAUUUUUAGCUCUUGUUAGCAUCGAGAUGAAAUAAGACUGUGAAGCUGGAAUGAGAUGAGCUUCUAUUUCCCUAAUUUUUUAGCCCAUUUUUAGCAGCCACAGACUGCUAUCGUAUUUUUCCAUCAGCUUCUGAAUUGCCCUGGAAGUGAAACAAGUGGCAUCAAAGAACGAAUGUAUUCUGAAUUACCAUUUCAUAACUGAAAAUUAUUGCAGUUAAGUAAGACCAAAUUUCCUUUUUCCCUCUCUGUUUUCCCAAGAAAACGUGGUUCAUGUCAUUCUUAUCUCAGUUCUGCUUUCAAAAGUAAUUUUGGUUAUUUUUACCCUGUUUAACAGAAAAGAAGAAUCACAGAAAUAUUCAGCUCCUCUGAAGUUGGUGAAAAUGGCCACUGGGAAGAGAGAACUUAGGAAUUAUUAACUCUGUUAGUAGUCUCUCAGCUAAUCACUGUGUCAGUAGCUCUUUGGCCAUGUUAACACUCUUGUUGGGCGGUAGUUAGAGAAAGGAGUGAAUGAUGAUGGUGAUGAGGUUCUGGAAACCUGAGGGGAAGCUGAUGGGUGUAGGAUGUAUUUACAAAAUAACCUUAGACCUUGAGUUGCUAUGGAAAGAGAUGUUAGAUACUGAGUAGACAAAGGAAUUUUGCGGAAGGAGGGUCACAGCAUGUAUUACAAGGUUGGGUUGUUGGUGAAAUGUGAGAAAUGGGGGACAAUAUGACAUCAAAUCAGGGGAAAUCGAGCCUCAUUAACUCUGUUGUCUAUAAAACAAUUGAUUUCAGGAUGUAUGUGCCUGAAUGCCUCUUCUGAUCUUUUAGUAGGGAAACUAGCAUUUAAACAACUUUUUUUUUUAAAAAAAAAGUUUUCAGACCAAGUUUAAAACAAACAAACAAAACAAACAAACAAAUAAACAAAAAAAAAGAGAAACUCCAACCAAAAAAACAAAUUAAGUGAUCUACAUUACCUUACUAAUUCAUUUGAAACUGUUUCUCUGUAAAGGAAGACUUCUUUGGCCCUGCAGAAAGAAAAUGCUUUUGAUUCAAAACAGCUUUUACUUCUAGCCAGAAGGGAUGCAGCAAGCAAAUUAAACUCAGGAAGUGUCAAAGGG
Messenger RNA from Lagopus muta (rock ptarmigan), 4276 nucleotides. RefSeq names its product dynein axonemal assembly factor 11 (gene DNAAF11). The transcript has 15 exons. The coding region runs from base 656 to 2050 and encodes 464 amino acids. Gene Ontology annotation, cellular component: cytoplasm. Gene Ontology annotation, molecular function: protein binding. The record is from RefSeq and is a predicted model, not a curated record. NCBI's taxonomy places the organism in Eukaryota, Metazoa, Chordata, Aves, Galliformes, Phasianidae. Gene Ontology annotation, biological process: outer dynein arm assembly.